Apus apus (common swift) is the source of this 1286-nucleotide messenger RNA. It is a transcript of the gene CPLX3, whose product is annotated as complexin 3. Gene Ontology annotation, cellular component: terminal bouton; SNARE complex. Lineage: Eukaryota; Metazoa; Chordata; Aves; Apodiformes; Apodidae. The record is from RefSeq and is a predicted model, not a curated record. Bases 263 to 736 code for a protein of 157 amino acids. Gene Ontology annotation, biological process: synaptic vesicle exocytosis; regulation of neurotransmitter secretion; neurotransmitter transport. The transcript is spliced from 3 exons. Gene Ontology annotation, molecular function: syntaxin binding.
UCCUCGAUAUCCCGGUACUCGGGCUCCCCGGGAACGCACCCCAGCUUCCCGGGAACUCCCUGCUCCCAGCACCUCCCGGCGCUCCGGGUCACUCUUCACCCGGUUCCCUUGACUUCCCCGUAACUCCUCAUCCCCAUCCUCCCCGCUUCUCCGUACCCCAGGACCUCAUCUCCCCGUUCACCCCAGUUUUCCCAGCUCCACCGUCACUCCGCUGCCCGUCCCCCGGUUCGCUGGGCUCCCCGGACCCCCGGGAUCCGCGGCCAUGGCGUUCAUGGUGAAGAGCAUGGUUGGGGGGCAGCUGAAGAACCUGACAGGGGGUCUGGGGGGCGAGGAGAAGAGCGAGGGCGAGAAGUCUCCGGCCGAGGCUCAGGGCAUGACCCGCGAGGAGUACGAGGAAUAUCAGCGGCAGCUGGUGGAGGAGAAGAUGGAGAGAGAUGCCCAGUUUGCCCAGCGCAAGGCGGAGAGAGCCACGGUCAGGUCCCACUUCCGAGACAAGUACCGGCUCCCCAAGAACGAAACGGAUGACAACCAGAUCCAGCUGGUGGGAGGUGACGUGGAGCUGCCCAAGGAGCUGGCUAAGAUGAUCGAGCAGGACAACGAGGAGGAGGAAGAGAAGAACUCGGUUAUUGGCCAGCUCAGCAACAUCCAGAACCUGGACCUUGACUCCUUGAAAGACAAAGCCUCGGCCACACUAGAGGACCUGAAGCAAUCUGCUGAGAAGUGCACCCUGAUGUGACCCAGCUGGACCCCCCCUCCCCGUCCAGGUGACGGUGGGGGAGACGGGAGGGGACGCAGCCAAGGGUCUGGUGGUGGCUGCUGCCUGCAGUGGGGACCCCACUGGUGGUGUCACCCUUGCCUCGUGUGAGUCGGGUCCUCCUUCUGAGCCGCGUGAAGCCUCGAGUCCCUGACCCAGAUUGUCCCUGCUGUGUGGUUUUUGUUUUGUUCUCUGCUCCGAGGUUGGAGCAAAGAGCCAGCAUGUCCCCCCCCCCUGUGCCCCAGCACCCCCUCCUGUGCCCCCGGCAGUGGGUGUCUUUAGCAAGAGUUGGAGGAGGAAUUUGCAGGGAAAGAAAAGCCCUGAGUGACCUUGAACCAUGUCGGUGUGGGAAGGCCAUGGUUUGCCAGCAGAGCUGUGGCCACACUCUGUGUCUCUGCCUCCAGGCUUCGACCGAGCCUCCUAGAAAUGACUGGGAGGCUCCAGUUUGCUCUGCAAGGACGAGGCACAAUGAGAAAUGCCCCCCCUUGCUGCAUCCCACACCCAUCACAUGAGAAAUAACAUCCUGUCCGUG